AAUCACCCUUUUCCACACGGAAUGUUGAUGCAGACACACACGAGUGGUCCGUGUCUCUGAUUGUGAUACUGGUAUCGAUUGAAAUAAGCCGUCCAGUCUUGUGCAGUACAGCGUGCUCAAAACAAAAGAAAGGAAGGUAUGCAGGGAACUAAAUGCCUAUUCGAGCUGUAACUGCUUGAACGAGAUAGAUCUGUGAUAAUGACUACAGAAGAGCAUCUAUAAAGCGAGCUCACAGCCCUGAUAUAGUUCAAUAGCAAUACUAAUUGUUGUAGCGGGUUGCCACACACCAUCGGAAAGAAGUUGGCACGAUGGCGGAUACGCCAGAAACCGCCCGUAAAAAACAGAGAAUUUCCAAAGUUUGGGAUCAUUUCAGACUUAAGGGAUACAACGUAGUGCAAUGUGACCACUGCCAAGCAGAGCUGGCGUUCCACAGCAGCACGAGUACGAUGAUUUCCCAUCUCAACCGAAAGCAUCCGAUACUCGUCUCCAGCCCGACGUGCGACGAGGACGCAAGCACGUCAGUUGGUCGCCCAAUUCAGUCAUGCUCUGUCAAAGAAGCUGCCCUUCUAACGGAGAGCAUUUUGACUAUGUUGUUCACUGAUUUGCGUCCACUGUCCAUGGUGGAGGACAAGGGAUUCAGAAAAAUGAUAUCAAUUUUCAACUCCAAGUACAACAUACCAUCAGUAACCUACUUCACAAAUAUGAUGCAGAAGAAGCACCAAGAGAUGACAGAGAAAUUAAAAAACAUGCUUCAGGACAUUGAUUGUGUAGCUUUAACCACAGACGUGUGGACUAGUUUGACCACGGAGUCCUACCUCGGGGUGACAUGUCACUUCUUGGGGGAAGAUUGGGAGAUGAAAGCCCUCAACUUAACAACGAUGCGUCUGGAAGAAAGGCAUACGGCUACUGAUAUCGCAGACUGGCUCGAGGAGACCACUGCCAGAUUUGAUGUUCCCUUCUCAAAGGUGAAGGCACUUGUCCAUGACAAUGGGGUCAAAGUAGUAGCGGCAGCAUGCAUUUUAAAGGAGAAGCAUGGCUGGGAUUCAGUCAUCUGUUCAGGGCACACUCUGAACUUAAUAGUUCAGAACACGCUUAAAAACAAAGAAACCAUUGGUAAUUGUGUUGAUUCUGCAAGACGACUGGUUGAAUAUUUUAAAAAGACGGAAAUGGCCUGUGCCGAACUUCAAGAAAAGCAGCAAAAAAUGGGAAUGCCGCCACUAAUGUUGAUUCAGGACGUAAGUGCUCGGUGGGACAGCACAUUUCACAUGUUGGUCAGGCUCCUCGGACAAAGAUGGCCCGUGACCGCCGCGCUCUCCAAUCUUGCUGUCGAUGCCAAACAGCACCACUUGGAUCUAAAUCCAGAGCAGUGGGGCCUCAUUGAGGAGCUGACUCAGGUCCUCGGGCCGUUUGAAGGCGCGACAGAGUUUCUCAAUGGCGAACAGUACGUUACUCUAUCUGCGCUUCCACAGCUGGUACACAACCUCAAGAAGUCAACACUAAGUUUUGUGUUAAAAACUGCAUCCGUGAGGGCAUUCCAGGCUCAAGUAGCAGAACAAAUCACAGAAAAGUGGCAAAAACUAUUUUUAUUUCGACCUGAAGCCCCUAACACUUUUCAGCUAGCUGCCGCUUUGGACCCGAGGUUUAGAAAACUAAAGUUCUUGCCCGCUGAAGAUGUGUUUAAGGUCCAGUGUACCAUCCAGUCCAUGGCAUUAGCUGCUAAAAUAGAAACAAAACAGUCAAAUGGAAGUGGAAAGCUAUCCCCCGCCAAAUCAAAAGACCGCCUAAAUACAAAAUAUGGAUCCUUGCUCAAGAGUAUGCUGGGAUCAUCGUCAGAUUCUAGUAGCGACGAAGAGGAAGAAGAUGAGGAUGAGCAGCUAAGUCAAGUUGUGCAGAGGGAGGUCAUGCAGUAUUUUGGAGAACAACCUCUCUCCAAGAGGGAGAACCCACUGUUAUGGUGGAGAACAAAUGCAGCACGAUAUCCUACAUUGGCCAAAUUGGCCAAGUGCUUCUUGGCUAUUCCGGCAACGUCGACACCUUCAGAGAGGUUGUUCUCUAAUACUGCAAACUUUGCCUCAAAACGGAAGGCUAGCAUCAGUAAUGAGCAUGUUGAUAUGUUGACGUUUCUACAUUGUAAUCAUAUGCUGUUGUAAGGACUUACAGUUGCACAAAAGUCUUUCGAAAUGUUUUUUUUUUGUUUUUUAAAAUAAAUUACAAUAUUCUUUUGACAGCAGCAUGGUAUUAAUCGACAUUACAACUUCUGCCACACUUCGAUUUGAUGAAAGGGCCUUCAGUCAAUAGGCUUAUUUCACAACUUCCUGGUUCAGACACUGAGCUGUCAACUGCCAUGAUGAGGGCCCGGGUUUGAUCCAUGGUUGGAGGACAUUAUUACAUAUUUACUUGAAUUGAAGUCCAUUUUACUCAACGUGUUGAGUUUAAACUGCUUAAACUGAAAUCCAGGUCACCUAGAAUGUCGAGUUCGAAGUUUUCCCAUCAAAACUUAAAGGCAAGUGAAAUUGUUGACUUGAAAUUUCUAAUUGAGCCACCUUGACAGUGAAUGUACACAUUCAAAACUCUGUUACAUUUCACCUAAAGCAAUAAAGAAUACAAUGUUGAUGUUUUUG
Messenger RNA from Corythoichthys intestinalis (scribbled pipefish), 2621 nucleotides. RefSeq names its product E3 SUMO-protein ligase ZBED1-like. The record is from RefSeq and is a predicted model, not a curated record. Gene Ontology annotation, molecular function: protein dimerization activity; DNA binding. Gene Ontology annotation, cellular component: nucleus. NCBI's taxonomy places the organism in Eukaryota, Metazoa, Chordata, Actinopteri, Syngnathiformes, Syngnathidae. Gene Ontology annotation, biological process: regulation of transcription by RNA polymerase II. The coding region runs from base 309 to 2150 and encodes 613 amino acids. The transcript is spliced from 2 exons.